Messenger RNA from Ceratotherium simum simum (southern white rhinoceros), 1041 nucleotides. RefSeq names its product thioredoxin 2 (gene TXN2). Gene Ontology annotation, biological process: cell redox homeostasis. Gene Ontology annotation, molecular function: protein-disulfide reductase activity. The record is from RefSeq and is a predicted model, not a curated record. Gene Ontology annotation, cellular component: mitochondrion. NCBI's taxonomy places the organism in Eukaryota, Metazoa, Chordata, Mammalia, Perissodactyla, Rhinocerotidae.
GAUGUGCUCCAGGGUGCCUGUCCCCGGAAGUGGCCGUGGAACGGCCCUCCUCUGAGGAAGUGACGGCAGCAGUGCCCUUGACAGGCGCGGAGGGCCGGGCCGUGCACCUUCCGCUGGCGCUGCAGGGAGAUGGCUCAGCGACUUCUCCUGAGAAGGUUCCUGGCCUCCAUCAUCUCCAGGAAGCCCACUCAGGGUCGGUGGGCACCACUUACCCCCUGGGCCCUGCAGACCCCACAGUGCAGUCCUGGUAACCAGACAGUGACACCCAGCCAAGCCCGGUCAAUAUACACCACCAGAGUCUGUACGACCACCUUUAACAUCCAGGACGGACCUGACUUUCAAGACCGAGUUGUCAACAGUGAGACACCAGUGGUUGUGGAUUUCCAUGCACAGUGGUGUGGUCCCUGCAAGAUCCUGGGGCCGAGGUUAGAGAAGGUGGUGGCCAAGCAGCAUGGAAAGGUGGUGAUGGCCAAGGUGGAUAUUGAUGACCACACAGACCUCGCCAUAGAGUAUGAGGUGUCAGCUGUGCCCACUGUGCUGGCCAUGAAGAAUGGGGACGUGGUGGACAAGUUUGUGGGCAUCAAGGAUGAAGACCAGCUGGAGGCCUUCCUGAAGAAGCUGAUUGGCUGACAAGCAGGGAAGAGUCCUGCCCACCUGGGCCCCUGUGGUCCAGGGAGGGACCCUAAUAGAACUCGAAGCCCUUCUGUGCCGGCCCUUCCCGCCUCCUCCCUUCUGUCUGUGGCCCUUGCUUUAGAGACCAGGCCUCAAACCUGGAGCCUUGAGUGCUUCCAGCCCGGCGGACUGCCAGGCUGGCCACCAGAGGAGUGGUGCCGCUGUGGACCUGGGGACAGCCGCCUUCGCACCCACUCUCUCUGUCUGCUCCCUCUAGGGCUUGUGGCGGUUCUCCCGAGAUGCCUGGAGAGGGCCCCGGGGCCUGCAGUAACAGCCUGGUCCUCAUCUCCCUGGUCCCUUCUGAGCCGAACCCCGGUGCCUGGCUCAUCUGCCUCCUGCCUUUUUCUUUCCUGCUGCUGUUUUGUAAAA